Messenger RNA from Oryza brachyantha (malo sina), 1686 nucleotides. RefSeq names its product protein root UVB sensitive 2, chloroplastic. Gene Ontology annotation, cellular component: chloroplast envelope. The record is from RefSeq and is a predicted model, not a curated record. Gene Ontology annotation, biological process: auxin polar transport; response to UV-B. The transcript has 10 exons. NCBI's taxonomy places the organism in Eukaryota, Viridiplantae, Streptophyta, Magnoliopsida, Poales, Poaceae. The coding region runs from base 175 to 1476 and encodes 433 amino acids.
AGAGAGGGAUAGCAAAUUCCGGUGGAAACCCGAAAAAAUCUCGGCGGCUACUGCCCCAAUCGUCGCCUCCCGCCGCUGCCAUCUCGGGUUCGCCGUCGCCGGAUAAGGAGCAGGAGAAGAGGAGCGCAUAGCGCGGGAGGCCCCCACGCGCCGCCGGCGAGCCCCUCCCCCGAAAUGAACAUACUCGAGAGGAUACGCGGGGGCGGCGACAGGGCGGUGGUGGCGGAGACCCCGCGGGAGCCGGAGCCGUGGGUGGAGAUUUCGGAGUCCGUCUCGCGGCUCUGCAGCUUCGACGCCGGCGGCGUCUCUGUAAAACUUGUCCAGGAUUCGAGACCAAUACAUGAUAAGAUGAUCGAUUCUUUCUUGAACAAAUUUUUCCCAUCAGGUUACCCGUACAGUGUGAAUGAGGGUUACCUAACCUACACCAAAUUCCGAGCGCUCCAGCAUUUUUCUAGUGCUAUGCUGCACGUGUUAUCAACCCAGUCUUUGUUAUUUGCUGCAGGUUUGCGACCAACCCCUGCACAAGCAACUGCUGUAAGUUGGAUUUUAAAAGAUGGAAUGCAGCAUGCAGGAAAGCUCAUAUGUAGUGGCAUGGGGGCAAGAAUGGAUUCAGAGCCAAAGAGUUGGAGGAUACUUGCCGAUGUGCUCUAUGAUUUUGGUACUGCCUUAGAAGUCAUUUCACCUUUGUGCCCACAACUUUUUCUUGAAGUAGCAGGCUUCGGAAAUUUUGCAAAGGGAAUGGCUGUUGUUGCAGCAAGAGCGACAAGGCUACCAAUCUAUUCCUCUUUUGCCAAAGAAGGUAACCUUAGUGACUUAUUUGCUAAAGGGGAAGCCAUCUCAACACUUUUCAACGUAAUGGGAAUAGGUGCUGGCAUUGGAUUAGCAUCUACCGUGUGUUCAACAACUCAAGGGAAGUUAAUUGCAGGCCCAUUGCUUUCUGUUGUACAUAUAUAUGGAGUUGUGCAAGAGAUGAGGGCGACUCCUGUUAACACACUUAAUCCACAAAGAACAGCAAUGAUUGUUGCUGAUUUUACCAAGAGUGGAAAGGUUUCCAGCCCCGCGGAGCUAAGAUAUCGAGAAGAUCUUCUUUUUCCUAACCGGUUAAUAGAAGAAGCAGGAAGUGUGAAAAUUGGACAGCCAGUGCGCAGAGUUUUCAGCCCACAAUGUGUUGAACAACUGAAAGCAACCUUCUCAAAGGAGAAAUUUUUGCUCAGUCGAAAAGGCAACAGUGCAUACAUGGUUCUUGAGCAGAGUGCAACUGGAGAAGAUGCACUGAGGGGAUGGCUGGUCGCUGCCUUCGCUUCAGAAAUGGAAAAAUCAGGUGUGGGUUCAGGUGAUACCGUUCUGAAUGAAGCCUAUCAGAGGAUGGAGAGUGUAUUCCCCAUGUUUGUGGCAGACGUUAGGAGUAGAGGCUGGUACACAGAUCAAUUUUUAGACGGAAAUCGGAGUCGAAUCGCGUAUGCUAAAUCCCAAUAGCGGUAGUGCUUUAUGACAACAAUUUUCGGAGUUGCCGAGAUGAGCAGAUAAUUUAUUUUCACCAAAUUUCAUUGUUUGUAAAACAUUUACUUUAAUGAAUAGGCCCAUGCUGCCUUGAGCCCUCGAGUAUAGACAUGGUAAAUGUAUCAUUGAAAUUUCUGAAGGGCAGAACUUAAAUCGAAAAGUGGGCUAGCUUGUUCAAAUAGGAUA